Molecule: messenger RNA, 2676 nt
Organism: Danio aesculapii
Lineage: Eukaryota; Metazoa; Chordata; Actinopteri; Cypriniformes; Danionidae
Gene: kcnh6b
Product: potassium voltage-gated channel, subfamily H (eag-related), member 6b
Exons: 12
Coding region: 1-2676 (891 amino acids)
Biological process (GO): regulation of heart rate by cardiac conduction; membrane repolarization during action potential; amine metabolic process
Cellular component (GO): membrane
Molecular function (GO): copper ion binding; quinone binding; primary methylamine oxidase activity
Source: RefSeq, a predicted model, not a curated record
AUGCCAAAGUGUGAAAACAAAGAUCUGUCACACUGCUUGAAGAGGAACUCCAGAACUUCCAGCUCUGAGCGGAUGAAAGCUUUAAACAGGUUUCAUUCAUUCCGUCUAAACCUGCGUCGACCCAGACGAUCCAACCCCUCUACAGCACACUCCAACAUUGAGCUGGUUACCCCGAAAGUGAAGGACCGCACACAGAAUGUGACAGAGAAGGUCACACAGGUACUGUCUUUAGGUGCUGAUGUCUUGCCUGAGUACAAGCUCCAGGCUCCAGACAUCCACAAGUGGAUCAUGCUGCACUACAGUCCGUUCAAAGCCAUAUGGGACUGGGUCAUCCUUCUGCUAGUGCUCUACACUGCUGUCUUCACUCCCUAUUCAGCUGCUUUCCUCCUCAAUGAACUCGAGGAAGAGAGGAGACAGACCUGCGGGUACACCUGUAACCCUUUAAACGUGGUAGACGUGAUAGUGGACGUUUUGUUCAUCGCAGACAUUGUGAUUACCUUCAGAACGACAUACGUGAAUCAUAAUGAUGAGGUGGUGACCCAUCCCAAGCGCAUCGCUAUACAUUAUAUCAAAGGCUGGUUUCUCAUCGACAUGGUGGCUGCGAUUCCUUUCGAUCUGCUCAUCUUCAGGUCUGGAUCAGAUGAGACAACAGCCACACUGAUUGGCCUGCUGAAGACAGCCCGUCUGCUCCGGUUGGUCCGUGUAGCGAGAAAAUUAGAUCGAUAUUCAGAGUAUGGAGCUGCAGUCCUCUUUUUGCUUAUGUGCACCUUUGUGCUGAUCGCUCAUUGGUUGGCAUGUAUCUGGUAUGCCAUUGGCCACGUAGAGAGGCCAUACAUGAAGACAGGCUGGCUGGAUAACCUGGCCGAUCAACUGGGGAAACAUUACAACGACAGCGAUGCCAGCUCAGGACCCUCCAUUCAGGAUAAAUACAUCACUGCGCUCUAUUUCACCUUCAGCAGUUUAACCAGCGUGGGCUUUGGGAAUGUCUCUCCAAACACCAACUCUGAGAAGAUUUUCUCCAUCUGCGUCAUGUUUAUUGGCUCUCUCAUGUAUGCCAGCAUAUUUGGGAAUGUUUCAGCAAUAAUUCAGAGGCUUUAUUCGGGAACAACUCGCUAUCACACCCAGAUGCUGCGGGUUAAAGAAUUCAUCCGCUUUCAUCAGAUACCCGGAGGUCUGAGGCAGAGACUUGAGGAGUAUUUCCAACACGCCUGGUCUUACACUAAUGGCAUUGAUAUGAACGCAGUCCUGAAAGGGUUUCCAGAGUGUUUGCAAGCUGAUAUUUGCCUGCAUCUGAAUCGUAGUCUGCUUCAGAACUGUAAGGUGUUUCGUGGGGCGAGUAAAGCAUGUCUGAGAGCGCUCGCCGUACGCUUUAGAAGCACUCACGCCCCGCCAGGAGACGCUCUUUACCAUCAGGGCGACAUGCUAAGAGCCCUCCACUUCAUCUCCCGUGGCUCCAUUCAAGUGUCCCAACAUAACAUUGUGCUGGCCAUUCUGGGAAAGAAUGACGUCUUUGGCGAGCCUGUAAAUCUCUAUGCAGAACCUGGUCACAGUAAUGCUGAUGUAACUGCACUGACCUACUGUGACCUUCAUCGUAUUCAAAGAGAUGACCUUCUGGAGGUGCUGGAUAUGUACCCUACUUUUGGAGAGAGCUUCUGGAGGAACCUGGAAAUCACCUUUAACCUGCGAGAUGUUGAACAAAUGAUGCCAAGUGAAAGUUUGGAGUGCAGCUACCAUGCAAGACACCGUCAAAACUCACUAGACAGACGCAACAGGCCUGAUGGCAUGGACCAGAAUGACUCGUCUCUGCUGUGUUCUGCUCUGGGUCUUCAUCAUCAUCAUCGUCCUGCAGCUGCUCACAUGCACUGGGAGGAUCUGUGCAGCUGCUCUACUCUGCAGUCCAGUGAAAACCUCAGCCACUGUGAGCUGUGCACCUCUGACACAGACCAUCUGGACUACCCUUCUCCUGCUGGCAGACUCAUUCCACCCAGCGCCUCCGGGGGCAGCAGAGAGAUCGGUGUGGAAAUGGACCACUUGGCUCGUCCUCCAUCUGGACUGUACCAUUACUGGCCUGACCCCCACACAGCUCAUUUCAGUGAUCAGCCUAUGCGACCUCCAUCUAUCCAGACCUCAUUCACUCCGCAGAUCUUUGCAGAUCAUCAACCCGGUGAAGUGGAGUCCAGACUGGAGGUCCUGCAGAGUCAGCUCAACAGGCUGGAGACGAGAAUGACUGCAGACAUCAAUGUGAUCCUUCAGCUUCUCCAGCGACAGAUGGCUCCUGUUCCUCCAGCAUACAGCACAGUUUUACCUGACAGACACCCUCCUGACCCCACGGCCCUGUACAGAAACAACACACCGGUGCUUCACAGCCUCUACCCAAUCCCAAACAUUCAGCUGGACACAAACACUGCCAUUCAGAGUUCAGCCCAGCCUGAAUCCAUGUUCAAGUCAAAUUCCCAGGGUUCUCUGUCCAGUGGAGUUCACAUGGGAGCUGUGUCAGACGACUGCGUACCUGAAACUACCAGUGUUUCAAGCCCAGCACUUCAGCCCGCUCUGAUGGAGGCUCCGCGGCUCUGCAUGUCCCUCCGCUUUCCCUCAUUACCUGGAAAACUGGACACUUCAUCGCAUUCAGAAGACCCUCAGAAACACAUGUCUGAUCCUGCAUUACCGGUUAGCUAA